This is a messenger RNA of Pelobates cultripes (western spadefoot toad), 792 nucleotides long. The record is from the annotation of a GenBank genome assembly. NCBI's taxonomy places the organism in Eukaryota, Metazoa, Chordata, Amphibia, Anura, Pelobatidae.
AUGGCCCCUCGCCCCCUCAUGAUUUACGAGCCCGACCCAUUCCGAAUCUUAUCCUUGAACUGCCACGGUCUCAACAUCCCGGAGCGUAGGACGCAACUCCUACGGGACCUCUACGCCAGACGUAUAUCUAUAGCCUUCUUACAAGAGACACACUUCAAGGAGGGUGCAGCCCCAAUGCUGAAAAGUAAACACUAUCCCAACGCCGCCUGUAGUAACCAUCCCACGGCCCGCAGGGCGGGGGUAGCUAUCCUCCUAGAGGCGAAGCUACAAUUCCGCGAAGCAGACCGACUAUCGGAUGCAAAUGGCAGAUACCUCUUACACAAGGGAGAUAUUCAAGAAAGACGAUACACUUUCGCUACACUCUACGUCCCGAACAAUAACCAAGCCCAAUACAUAGGCAAAUCCCUCCUCAAGCUCUCCUCCUUUACGGAAGGAACCUUGAUCCUAGGAGGAGAUUUCAACGUACCACUACACCGACUUACCAACUCGUCUACGGGACACAGCUGCAUAACUCAAGGUGCUCUCCGAAAUAUAUUGAAAUCUUUACGGAACCUUCGACUGGUGGAUUGCUGGUGCGCAAUGCAUCCCGAUGACAGGGAAUACACCCACUACACUACGAUCCACAAACGCUACUCGAGAAUAGAUUAUAUAUUCAUGCAACAAGAACAGUUGACGAGAAUUCAAACAGCGGAGAUAGGAGCUGCACACUGGUCUGACCAUGGACCAGUCACUCUGAAGAUAGAUUCCCCAAGGAUGCGCCCAACCUCAUGGGCAUGGAGGCUCCAAGAUUAG